AUGGAAGAGAAAAAUGGUGAAAAAAUGGUUGAAAUUCGCCAAAGGCGAAAAGCUGGAUUAUCAAUAUUUGGAGGGAAAAGCCUAGAAGAGCAAUUGCCAGUCAUUAAAACUCGAUUUUUCCAAAUUGGACGUGAUCUUGGAGGAUCAAGCCAUCAUCAUCAAUAUACUAAGAAAGAAAAAGAAUUAUUAUCAAGAUACAGUAGUGCUGAUUAUUUCCCACCUCAUAGUCAAGUUUAUAAGCAUUGGUUGCUCAAACAUGCUCGCAACUUAGACUGGGAUCGAUGGCUAAUGAUGGGAAUCAUUGGGCUCUGUGUUGGUUUGGUUGGCUUCUUUAUGCAUCAAUUUAUUAAGCUGAUUGCUGAAGCACGAUGGGAUGUUGCAUACCUUCAUGUUGCUUCUGGUAAUCAUGCAACCGCUCUAGGUUGGAUUGCACUUAUCAGCAUCCUGUUAGCGUUAACAUCAGGAGCUCUAACAGUACUUUUUUGUUUUCCGGCUGCUGGUUCCGGCUUGCCGGAAUUAAUUGGCUACUUAAAUGGCACCAUUAUUCCGGAAAUAUUUGGAUUGAAAACAUUUUUUGUUAAAUUUGCAUCAUGUGUAUGUGCCGUAGGCUCUGGUCUACCUGUCGGUCCUGAAGGUCCAAUGAUUAGCUUAGGAGGGCUAAUCGGUUUAGGAGUUAGCCAAGGCAGAUCGAAAUUUUUCGGCCGCUUCUUACCGUUCGGACGAUUUGAGAAUCCUGAAGACAGGAGAAACUUUGUUAGUGCUGGAGCAGGUGCUGGUGUAGCAGCAGCUUUUGGUGCACCAGUUGGAGGUUUACUCUUUGCUAUGGAAGAAGUCGCAUCAUUUUGGAGUAUAAAACAUGGCUGGAUGACAUUUUUCUGUUGCAUGACCUCUACAUUUAUUACGGAUCUUUUCAAUUCAGCUUUUUCGGGUUUCCAAUAUAGCGGCGAUUUUGGACAGUUUAAACCAAGGCGUUAUAUCUUAUUUGAGGUAACACGAGAAAUCCCAGUUAAUAUCUUAGCAUUUUUACCGGCUAUUAUCAUUGGCAUUAUUGGGGGUUUUCUUGGCGCAUUAUUUACCUUCCUUAAUCUAAAGUUUGCUCGUGCUCGACUCUAUGUCGUUAAUCUUUUUAAAAGUACAUGGGCUAAGAAAUUGGUCCGAAUUUUAGAACCGACAAUUAUCAUGACCAUCAUGGCGGUUAUGUCGGUAUAUCUUCCAUCAGCAUUUCCCUGCACACCAUUUCAAUGCGUUUCUUCAGUCAGAAAUAAUUCUUACUUUGGCCCUCUUUGUGAAAGUGGUAGCCAAUAUAAAAUUCGUACUGAAGACGAAGUUAUACGCUAUCAAUGUCCAGAAGGAACAGUUAUCAAUAUGUCUUCAACUAAAGUCUAUAAUAACAACAGUUAUAAUCAAGUGGCAACAUUAAUUACACAACAAGGAGAAGAAGCAAUCCAUCGCCUCUUUUCUCGUCAGACUUACUACCAAUUCGAUUACGUGCCUUUGCUUGUUGUCUUGGGACCUUAUUUCAUUUUGGCUUGUUGGUCCGCUGGCACAGCUGUUGCAUCUGGAUUGGUCGUACCCAUGCUGUUUAUUGGUGCUUUAUACGGCCGAAUUAUAGGAUUAUCUUUAGUAUCUCUAUUUGGUGUCCAUCAAUCAGGAUACUGGGCAUGGAUGGAUCCUGGUGCGUUUGCUUUAGUCGGUGCUGCUUCCUUCUUCGGAGGCGUUUCUCGGUUAACAAUGUCUCUAACUGUGAUUAUGAUGGAAAUCACCAAUGAUGUCCAAUUUUUAUUAGUCAUCAUGACCAGUAUCUUGGUCGCAAAACAUUUUAGAAUAGUUUGUUUAGAACUAAUUGUAUUUAUUGAUAUGAUGACUAGCCCGAAUCAUGAAUUUUAUACGAUAGGCGAUAUCAUGACCCGUGAUCCACAGUGUUUGCAAGAGAGAACGUCAGUUCGUGAUCUAGCCAAAUUAUUAGUCAAUAACGAUCAUCAUGCUGGUUAUCCAGUUGUGACAAAAUCCAAAAGACAUGAUGAACAAAUCUUUCUUGGAUUAAUUACGGAACAAGAGCUUUAUGGCCUAUUUUCAACUAGUAAAGAUAUUUUUAUAGGACCCGAUGAUGAUGGUUCCAAGACACCAACAGCUUCGUAUGAUGUAUUGCGAGAUGUGAAAUACAGUGAUGAUUUAGCAAUUGAUAUCAAAAGAUACGCUAGCGAGGAAGAAUACGAUCAGAAAUUUGUCGAUUUAAGACCCUACAUAAACAAAUCCUCCUUUUCUAUUCCCGUAUCAUUCUCUCUUCGCCGUUGUUAUAUUCUAUUUCGAACGAUGGGCUUAAGACAUUUAGCAGUGGUCGACGAAGAUAAUCGAUGUGUUGGCAUAGUUACUAGGAAAGAUCUAAUGGGAUUUCAUAUAGAUGAAAAAAUUAGAGCUAAAGAAGAGCAAAAAGAAGAAGAAGAAUUAACACCGAUAUCUACAGCAGCUUUUUAA
This is a messenger RNA of Trichoplax adhaerens, 2475 nucleotides long. RefSeq lists its product as uncharacterized. The record is from RefSeq and is a predicted model, not a curated record. Bases 1 to 2475 code for a protein of 824 amino acids. Lineage: Eukaryota; Metazoa; Placozoa; Uniplacotomia; Trichoplacea; Trichoplacidae. Gene Ontology annotation, molecular function: voltage-gated chloride channel activity. Gene Ontology annotation, biological process: chloride transport; transmembrane transport. The transcript has 20 exons. Gene Ontology annotation, cellular component: membrane; intracellular membrane-bounded organelle.